This is a messenger RNA of Gossypium raimondii (Peruvian cotton), 1842 nucleotides long. RefSeq names its product histone-lysine N-methyltransferase ASHH1. The transcript is spliced from 10 exons. Gene Ontology annotation, molecular function: protein binding; histone H3K36 methyltransferase activity. Bases 146 to 1624 code for a protein of 492 amino acids. Gene Ontology annotation, biological process: regulation of DNA-templated transcription. NCBI's taxonomy places the organism in Eukaryota, Viridiplantae, Streptophyta, Magnoliopsida, Malvales, Malvaceae. Gene Ontology annotation, cellular component: nucleus; chromatin. The record is from RefSeq and is a predicted model, not a curated record.
AUCAGUUUUCUUCUCUUCUCAUCUCAGUUCUCACCCACCGCCGUCCGCUGGUUUUUGCCGGAUCUGACCCGUAUCCCGUGUCGGAAUCCGUGUCGACACAGGUACUGCACCCCAAAUUGCCGAGUCCGGGUAACGAAGCUCUCCAAUGGAUCCUGAGAAUGAAGACCUUCCUCAAUAUGAACACAUUUUUCAAAACGAAUUCUCAUAUCGAAAACAUAAAAAGCAAAAAGAGGAAGAUAUUGCUAUAUGCGAGUGCAAAUUUGACUUUAGUGAUCCUGAUAGUACAUGUGGAGAGAGGUGCUUGAAUGUACUAACAAGCACAGAAUGUACACCCGGUUAUUGUCCUUGCGGUGUUUACUGCAAGAAUCAGAAAUUUCAGAAAUGCCAAUAUGCUAGAGUUACGUUGUUUAAAACAGAGGGUUGUGGUUGGGGUCUGCUUGCUGCUGAAUAUAUAAAGACUGGACAAUUUAUUGUUGAGUACUGUGGAGAAGUAAUAUCUUGGAAAGAAGCAAAGCGAAGAUCUCAAGCUUAUGAAAAUCAAGGUCUUAAGGAUGCAUUUAUUAUUUCUCUGAAUGGCUCUGAAUCCAUUGAUGCCACCAAAAAGGGAAACCUUGCUAGAUUCAUCAACCACUCAUGCCAACCGAACUGUGAGACUAGGAAGUGGACUGUUUUGGGAGAAAUACGAGUUGGAAUAUUUGCAAAAGAAGAUAUUCCAAUUGGAACUGAGCUUGCAUAUGAUUAUAACUUUGAAUGGUAUGGUGGUGCAAAAGUUCGCUGCCUCUGUGGUGCACUCAACUGUUCAGGAUUUCUUGGAGCAAAGUCUCGUGGCUUUCAGGAGGAUACCUAUUUAUGGGAAGAUGAUGAUGAACGGUAUUCAGUUGAAAAAAUCCCGUUGUAUGAUUCUGCAGAAGAUGAGCCUGCCACAAAGCUCCUGAAAGCUGUAAAUUUGAAUUCUGAGAAUGAUGUUAAUACUAAAAGUGAACAGUCCAUAACAAUGGAUGUUAAUCUGAAAUCUAAGCACCAGUUGGAGUCUACUAUUGAUACAGUUCCCAUGGAAGGGGUAGAUGUGAAUACACUGAAAAUUGAAUCACCUAAAGAUAUAAACUUGUAUUCUCAAGAUGCUCAGCAGGCUUUUUCACAAAAGAAUGCUAUGAUAUCUCGCAUCCGAAGUAACAGUGCAUGCCGGAAUUAUCACAUUAGAUCAGGGCCAAUGCUUAAGAAAAAGUCGCAGCAUUAUUCAAAUGGAAAGUUGAAACAUCUUUCAAAGAAGCAAAUUGAUUUAAAACAUCUUGCUAAGCUCUUAGCAUCAAAAGAAGCACAAGAGGAAGUCUUCAGAUAUGAGGAAAUGAAGAAUGAAGCAGCUUCCCAACUAGCUUCUUUGUACAAUGAUAUACGCCCUGCAAUUGAAGAACAUGAGAGGGAUAACCAAGACAGUGUAUCGACCAGUGUUGCUGAGAAGUGGAUCGAAGCGUCCUGCACCAAACUGAAGAUAGAAUUUGAUUUUCAUUCUUCAAUUCUCAGAAAUAUUGUCUGCACUCCGCAAAAGGCAUGUGAACAAGUGAAGCCUUGUGAACCGGAAGGACACGGAGGCAAUAAUGAUACUGAAGUAAAGUUGGAAUUUUGAAGAUUGAAGCUCUUACGUUUACGAAACCAAUGUUACAGACUAACUGAUCAAAGAAAGGCAAAUUUAUUCUAGCUUAAAUCUAUUUAUGUGUCUUGUCGUGUCCUGUUCAAAGUUAUUUUGGUUUAAAUAGGUUAUGUUUAAUUUGUGUUUUGUAAUAUCUGAUUUUGUAGUAAUUUAGAUGUAAUAAUUUUAAUUAUCAAUCCAUAUGAUUUUAUUUA